AUGCGCUGCACAACACUCUUCGUCGCCCUCAUGGCCGCGGCUACGGUCAGUGCCGAUGACAAGGGCAAUAACGCACAAGGCAAAGACGUCGCCUCAGGCCAACAAGGCGCCGCCCCAGGUCAAGCAGGUGCCGACAACGGUCAGUGGCACGGAGAUGGCCAGCAAGGUCAGAAUGGUCAGUGGAACCAGAACGGCCAGCCCGGUCAGAACAACCAGAAUGGCCAGCCCGGUCAGAAUGGUCAAUGGAACCAGAACGGCCAGAACGGCCAGAACGGCCAGAACGGCCAGUGGAACCAGAAUGGUCAGAACGGCCAGAAUGGGCAAAACUACGGGGCUGGCUACGGCCAGAACAACAACAACAACGGUCAAAAUGGCAACGACCGAAACUGCAACGACCAAAAUGACCGCAACUGCAAAGACCCGAACCAUGACAACGAUUGGCGCGACGGAGAUGGGCGCGACCAGCCAUACUGCCGUGACGACAACGAUCGCAACUGCAGAGACUCGAGCGGAAACUGGCGCAACGCUGCUGGUGCUCUUACGGUUCCUAUGUUCUACGCUGGAGGUGCGGUCUUCUUGGUGUUGGCGGCGAUGUGA
This is a messenger RNA of Zymoseptoria tritici IPO323, 597 nucleotides long. RefSeq lists its product as uncharacterized. The record is from RefSeq and is a predicted model, not a curated record. NCBI's taxonomy places the organism in Eukaryota, Fungi, Ascomycota, Dothideomycetes, Mycosphaerellales, Mycosphaerellaceae. The coding region runs from base 1 to 597 and encodes 198 amino acids. The transcript has 2 exons.